UGUCCGUUGACUCCAAAGACUAAAAUGCCCGGCUUUCUGAGUUUCAUGUGUUCCAAGUUUCUGAGUUUCAUGCAUUGUGGAAGAAUUGGAUUUUUAUUUGAUGCAUGUGGCAAGAAAUUUCAGAAUGUUACUAUGGCAAAGCGGAAGUCUUUUGCAUCUGUCAGCGUGCAGGAUGAUAAACGUUUUGAUUUCUUGCGUACUUUAUUUGAGGGUGUUAUAGCAGGAGGUACAGCUGGUGCUGUUGUUGAAACAGCUUUAUAUCCCAUUGAUACUAUAAAGACAAGAUUGCAGGCAGGUUAACAAUGCAAAUAAAUUAAACUUAACUUAUGCAUUUGGUUAGACACAGUUAUCUCUUAAUCCUCUGUCUCUUCAAUCGCUCUCUCUCUCUCUGUUUUUUUUUAGACAGAAAAAGCUACAAUGGCACAGGAAAUCAGUAAACUAGAUUAAUGAGGUUUCUUUCCCUAGGUUUCUAUUUUUUUUCUCUAUGUUUAUCGUAAUGACUCAUU
Messenger RNA from Rosa chinensis, 506 nucleotides. Its product is annotated as S-adenosylmethionine carrier 1, chloroplastic/mitochondrial-like. Gene Ontology annotation, cellular component: mitochondrial inner membrane. Lineage: Eukaryota; Viridiplantae; Streptophyta; Magnoliopsida; Rosales; Rosaceae. The coding region runs from base 25 to 300 and encodes 91 amino acids. The record is from RefSeq and is a predicted model, not a curated record. Gene Ontology annotation, molecular function: S-adenosyl-L-methionine transmembrane transporter activity. The transcript is spliced from 3 exons.